CUUUUAAGGGUGAGUCUCAUUGUAGCGGAGGCCAGGUGGUGUACUGCUGUUGUUGUAGUUGUAUCACACAAGUUAUUCUGCGGAUAAAAAUCAACGGAGCGGCUUUGUGAUUUUUUGAGAGAGAAGAUUUUUAUGAAAGGAGAACUUGUUCAUUCCUGAUAUUCUUCCAUCUAUUUGCACCAAGGAAAAGAGGGAAAAAUGGCACCUGUCUAUGACUUCAGACAUGUCGAACUGGAUAAGAUAGGCCGUGGAAAGAGAAUUGUCAAGCCUCCUGGCGGUGAAUGCAGCGAUAUUUUCGGAGUGCAAAACGGAGUUGCACCUCUUAGCCCAGAUCAAUUGACUCCCAGGAAAGCGAACAACUACAUGCAGUCGACUAUAUUCAGUCCCGAUUCGCCGGAUUCGUCCUACCACUCAAAUUAUUCUACUCCUGCCACGACCCCGUCCAAGUUGUUACCCACAGCUGAGAGGCUAUUUGGAUCUUCAGAAGACCACACUCCUAGGAAAAUAGUCAAUAGGCAAAGGUCAUCCAUUUUUGAAGAAGAGGUAUCUCCCAAAACACCCACCCCGAAAUCUGCAAAUACUCGUCGUCCAAUGAUCAACCCAAUAACAGGAGCUCCUGUUUCUCAAAAUGGCACUUCCAAUGGAUCUCAUAAUGGUACUAAUGGGACUCCUAAUGGUACUCCUAAUGGCACCCCUAAUGGUACUCCUAAUGGUACCGCCAAUGGAUCUGUAAAUGGCUACUCUAAUGGAACGUGUAAUGGACAUUCUACACCAGAGAGCCCUAAGAGCCUAAAUGGAACACCUCGUUCCCGUAUUCCGCCCGGUGGUAAAUCAUCUGGAAUCUUCUAGAAUGCAUGUGCAGACCCUGUCGAUAAUCGACAGUAAAUCUUAUUUUUGUUUUUAUUUUUCCCCUCUCUUAUGUCUUCCAUUGAUUGGAUGAGCAAAUUAAUGAUUAAUCUGGUGGCAACUGGGAAAAGGCAUGAGAAAAAUGUUCUGUUUUAAAAUCAUACGAAUGAUGCCAUAAUUAUUUUUCAAAACAGCGUGUAUAGUGUUUAUUAUAUUGUACAAUAUUAUAAAUGAAAAUAUAUUACUGAAAUCACUGAUUCAACUAACCCUUACUUAUGAGAAAUGUGAAGGCACUCUAUUUGCUUAGGCCUCAACUUCUAUAAUCAUAUGGGGUGUAAGCAUGAACUAAUAAAAUAUUUUUAAAAAAUUUACGCAUUAUAUCUUAAACUAAUUAAUAUUGUAGAAUUAUCAUGUAUAGUGAAUACAAAUAGGUAUAGGGCUGACUGUUACUUGGAAAAAUAGUAUAACUUAAUAGGAGAACUAUUUUAUUUCUAGCUUGUUUUUCCAGAAGACUUUCGCGAUUUAUUAACAGUUUUAAUGUAUACAUUAUUUGUGAACUUUUUUUUCGAAUUACUGAUAUUAUAUCUGUUAACAAGUCGUGAUAGGCACAUAUAUUUUACUUUUCCCAAAACUAAACUAGAAAUAAAAUGGCUUUGCUGCCAAUUUCUUUCUUUUUUUUCCGGAUCAUAAUCAGCACUGUUGGUAGUUUUAUCAACUUCUAAGCAUAGAUACACACUGCAAUCUCAGACUUAAAUUUAAAGCAAUAGAAGGCUUCUUUUUUUGCUGAAGAAAUGUAAAGAUCUAAUGAUUUGUGGAACAAUUUCUAAUCAUUCCAUUUUUGCUUGUUUUUUACAUUUAUUCUUCGCUAAUUUAAAUGAAAAACUUGAGCCAAAUAUUCUUAAGUAAUCCUACAUGUAUGAAACGAUCAAAAUCAUAUUUAAGUGAUAAGUUAUUUUACUUUGUAAUGAGCUUUUUUUAAAAACAAACAAACCAAAUCGAAUCAAAACCGGUGAUAGAUAUUUUUUUAUAUACAUAUUCCACAGCUAAAAAAUUAAAGCAACAUAUUCAGCAAAACUGUCAUGAUUGCACAAAAAUGGCUGGUCCAUUAAAUUAUGUGCCCCCCUAAAUUAAAUUCCAAAACCUGUAUUUGCUCAAAUUUCUUUUUUACCCAAAUGCCAAGACUGAACUGACUCAAUCUUUAUGUCCCAUUCUUUCCGCUUUAACCUGAACUACUAAACAUUUAUUUUGAAAUUUAUAUUAAUCGUUUGAUUUAGUAAAAGCCACCAGUGUACUUUGUGAUAUUACAGUUUAUAAAAGCUGUAACACGUUUUUGUGUUAUACAUGCACUUUUACGAAGCUUAGCAAAACUUUCUUUUUUUUUGCUUUUUGUUUUACAUUUGUAUGGACCUUUAUCGUUUUGUAUAUUUGUAUACAAAUGGCAGCCUUCCAGUAUUUACUCUUUUAUUCUUUUGCUUUUUCGUAUUAAGACAAAUAUAUACUGCAGACGUUUUUCUGUUUACGAUUUUAUGCUUAUUAAAGAAUGCAUUUUUGAGUGAUGAUCUUUACUUAACAACAAUCAAUAUAUAGCAUAGUUAGCUUGUUUUGUUUUCUGUCUUGUGUUUUGUUAUUAGUUCCUAAAUAUUAUUGUUUGUAUUAGCUGUAACUGUAUGGAAAUCGCUUUCAGACAGUUUUAUGUAGUAGAUGUUUGUAGUCUACCAAUUCUACGAAAUGUAAUAUUGUGUUGAAUAUUGAAUUGUGUAAGUAAUGCACGUUUGCAGCGAAUUUGUGGGUCUUUUUUAUGAUGUAACCAGGCUUUUUUUUAAUUUUUUGAAUAAAUAUUUUACAAUAAAAUA
Messenger RNA from Parasteatoda tepidariorum (common house spider), 2699 nucleotides. RefSeq names its product microtubule-associated protein Jupiter. The record is from RefSeq and is a predicted model, not a curated record. Gene Ontology annotation, cellular component: nucleus. NCBI's taxonomy places the organism in Eukaryota, Metazoa, Arthropoda, Arachnida, Araneae, Theridiidae.